Molecule: messenger RNA, 2348 nt
Organism: Zychaea mexicana
Lineage: Eukaryota; Fungi; Mucoromycota; Mucoromycetes; Mucorales; Lichtheimiaceae
Exons: 4
Coding region: 212-2200 (662 amino acids)
Biological process (GO): regulation of DNA-templated transcription
Molecular function (GO): zinc ion binding; DNA-binding transcription factor activity, RNA polymerase II-specific
Source: RefSeq, a predicted model, not a curated record
AGCCGACGCUUCACAAAAGCAAAAAAAGUCAAUCACCGAACAUAUUGGAUAGGCCGAGAGGGAGAGUGUGAGAGAUCUGCUUUUUUGAUGCAAUUGCAUGUACCUGAGUUACUUGGCACGCUCUACUGGAUUCCCUAUUGUUCUCUUUUCUUUUUAAAUUUUAAACACACAGCAGAAAUCAGAAAAUUUCACACAUUUGUUUCUACCUCCUAUGCCACGCAACACUCCUUGCCGAGACUGCAAAAAACGACGGAGGAGAUGUGUGUGGCAAGAAAAUUCAACCAUUUGUACUCGAUGCGCGAGGCUGGGACUUGACUGUGCCCCAUUUGAAGAUCCUAGCACCGAUGAAGACGAUUUACCAGCAGAAGACGGCACAACUGAAAUACAGCUCUGGCUCAGCCAAAUAUCGAUAAUGGAAAAAGAAAUGCGAGAGAUCGAACGUUAUAUACAACAGUCAACACCAUAUACUAUGGCCACACCACUGCCCGACACUUGCAGCAUACAGAAAUGUUCAAGUUAUUCAACGUUACCAACGCCACCACCACUACCACAACCACCACCAGCACAGGAUGAACUUGUUGACAGCUUUUUAUUACAGCAACAGCCUGAGUGGGACUUAAGCAUCGUAGAUGGCAAGCUCCGGCUAGAAACGGGCAUUAAAAGCGUCGACGAAUUGAUGAAAUACAUGCAAGCGUCCUUGCGGUACCUGUCACCAUUCGCAAACUUUUUCCAAGCAGAGUCGGUCCGGUUUGAAAGCAUAUCCGUAAAUGUGGUGAUCCGAGCUCUACGGUUAAUCUCACAAAAAUGUCUGACUCGGCCGUUGGUGCCUUUAUCCAUCAACCGCCUUCCCGUUCUUUACGACCAUCGUGCUAUCAUCGACCAACUGGUCACCCUGUAUAUGAAACAACAACACCACUUUCAUCCAUUUCUUCACGCACCAUCCUAUUUCUCACAUUAUCGCCGUCUUAAAGAUCCAAUGUCAUGUCCAAUCACCCUUGCAGUGUGCGUGCUUACCGUCUGUAGUCCUCGUCGAAUUGUCGGUUACACAGCUGUCGAAAAGCGUCAAUUAGCCGAGUUCUUCUACGUGAAAUGCAAAGAGAUGCUUAUGGACAUGUUUGACGAUCCUCUACGCAAACUCGAGACCAUUACUGUGAUUUCGUUAACCCAGCAUUUCACCACGUUUGUGCUGCUGCAGUUCACCGAAGCCCGUCGGCUUUCAACGAUAGCGUAUCUGCUCUGCCAGGAACUCUAUCCACUUUAUACCAGCAAAAAAAUGCCCCAGGAAAUGAGUGUCGUGUAUGAACGGAACUUCAUAUUUGCCGAGUCGUUUAUGCGGAUCCUAGACAUGAUGAUAGAAGACAAGGUCGAUGACAAUUUGCCAACGAUCACUCGUGUGGUAGUCGCAGAUGAUGAGGACGAUUUGACGGCUCAGUUUCUGUGCAUGUACAAUCAUAUGUUGCGACUCUCUACGUCUCCGUAUAUGGCUACUCUGUUGGCACAAAUCAAGCGAAUACUCACUGGUUUAGGCGGCGAACUUAGCAUUGAAGUUAUUGUGCGGCUGACUGAUCAGAUCAAAGAAUGGUGGAGCUCUGUUCCGAAACACUUGCGACUGUCUGAAGAUCCCUUUCCACCUGAUGCCAAAGAACUUGUGGCAAAAUGUGACAGCAUGAUGAAGUUGACCAUGUUCAUGGUCGUAAACGUUCUACCAACAGUUGUCAACUCAUGUCUGUUGAAGCCUGCAAAAACACAUGAAAAUGCUGACAUCCUAAUGAUGAUGCGCGAACGAGCAAUGACAACUUGUUUGCGGUCUUGUGAAAUCGUACUUUUGGUUAUCAAACGAAGGUUUACCUUGGAUGAUGAUGUGCCACCGUUGACCUUUGAAAUGCUGGUGAAUGUCAUGUAUGCCUUAAGUGCAGUCGCAUCAUGCGCAGAAACCACUGUUUCUGCAGAUCUCCAACGUCUGUUUCACGAUUGCUUCAAUCAUACCAAUUCGUUCUUUCCAUCCGGCCAUCGUAUCCCUCCCUCCUUGUCCCCGCUUAAAUCACUCAUGACCACCCAACAAGUGCAUGAACUUGACAUUUAUGAAAGGUAUCCACUUCCCGGAUAUGCACUUAUCUCUGACGUCUUCAACCAAUCCUUCAUACACAUCCAAUCGAAACUCCAUGGUUCAUCUUCACCGACCCCAAUGAACAUUGCAUAAACUUUUGACUUCCGUUUUCCUCAUUUCACCCUGUAUGAUAAACUUUUUGUAAUUUUACACACGUGUAAUAAAAGGCCCUGAUUUCUGUAUUAUUAUUUUUCCUUCUUGAAUUGGACUUCGAUUUCGGCAAUGCCAACAGGUUCUCCUG